AUUUCUCUGAGCGGUCACAGUAACUCAGUGUUUCUUUGAGCUCCGUCAGGAUGAGAACAGAGCUGCUCGUUGUUUACCUGCUUCCUGCUCUGGCCCAGGUGACGCUGCAAGCAGGGAGCGAUGACCUUGUGGUUUCUCUGAAUAAUGGCCAAGUCAGGGGGGAAUAUGUGACGGUGAAAGGCACCGAGAGACGGGUGAAGCAAUACCUGGGAAUCCCUUUCGCCCGGCCCCCCGUGGGGCCCCUCCGCCUGGCCCCUCCACAGGAUGCAGAGCCCUGGGAGGGGGAGAGAGACGGCACUCAUCACCCCCCCAUGUGUAUCCAGGACGCAGAAAGAUUUGUGAACGUGUCUCGUGUUCUCUCGAUGACGUACAGCGCCACCGAGCUGUCAGAGGACUGUCUGUAUUUGAACGUGUACACGACCACUGAAGCAAAGAGGGGGGACAAACUGCCGGUGAUGGUGUGGAUCCACGGAGGAGGUCUGGUGAUCGGAGCGGCCUCUCAUUACGACGGCGCUCCGUUAGUGGCUUAUGAAAACAUGGUGACGGUUUUCGUUCAGUAUCGUCUCGGCAUUCUGGGAUUCCUGAGCACCGGGGAUGAACACGCUCGGGGGAACUGGGGUUUCCUGGACCAGCUGGCAGCUCUGAGAUGGGUGAAGGAGAAUAUCGAAGCCUUCGGAGGAGAUCCUCAGACGGUCACAGUCGCUGGAGAAUCUGCAGGAGGCAUCAGUGCCUCCCUCCUGACUCUGUCUCCUCAAGCCAAAGGACUGUUUCAGAGGGCGAUCUUUCAAAGUGGAGUCGCAACACUCGGCUCCUCCCCCACCUCCCAUGCUCUGGGUUUCGCUAAGAUCGUUGCCGACCUGAGUGGAUGUGACCACAGCAGCACACAGGAACUGGUCCAGUGCAUGAGAGGGAAAUCUAAAGACGAGUUGCUCAGGGCAACCGAGCAGAUGAAGAUCUACCUGGGGGGGGUGGUGGACGGAGACUUCCUCCCUGACGAAGCAGAGGAGCUUCUCAAGAGGAAGGAAGUGUUGAAGGUCCCAGCGAUGAUGGGAAUCACCAACCACGAGUUUGGAUGGUUGCUGCCUCAGAGCUUUGCGCCCCCUGGCUGGGAGAACGGUAUGAACAGAGAGUCUGUGCUGGCAGUGAUGAACAUGUUCUAUCCUGCAGGGGCCGCCGCUGCCAACAGCAUCAUCGCGGACGAAUACCUGAAAGACGCCAAAACACCAGAGGACAUCAGAGACGGGUUCACUGAAGUCAUGGGAGACCUGCUCAUGAUGAUGCCCGUCAUCAAGGUGGCCGGUUACCACGUCGAUGCUGGGAUUCCAGUUUACAUGUACGAGUUUGUGCACCAAGCGGAGAUUUACCAACACACCAGACCCCACUUCGUGAAGUCAGAUCACGCAGAUGAUGUCGUCUUCAUGUUUGGUGCAUGUUUCUGGAAUGGACAUAUCAAAAUCGGAGCCAACUUCACCAAAGAUGAUGAAGGACUGUGUCGGACCAUGAUGUCGUACUGGGCCAACUUUGCCCGUAAUGGCUCUCCGGACGGUCCGGGUCUGGUCAGUUGGCCUCAGUAUUCCAGACAGAAGCAGGAGUACAUGGAGCUGGGCGUCACACAGACUGUGAGACAGAAACUGAAGGAGGACAGAGUCCACUUCUUCACCGUCACCCUCCGUCAGAAGUUGGAACAGGCAGCAGCAGCAGCAGCAGCAGCAGCCGCACCUGGAAACUGACGUCUGCAAGCGGCUGCGUUGUUUGUUUGUGUUUUAUUUUUCUGCCUCAACUGGUAUCUGACCAGUUACUGUUCAAACCAACUUAUCUCUGUUUCAGGGUUGAUUUACGAGGCUUAUUUUCAAAGUCUCAACUCCACGUGUUUGUAUUGUUUCAUGAACUAACUAAUUAAAGGAAAUACUUUCACUGCAAAAACAGAAAAAA
Hippoglossus stenolepis (Pacific halibut) is the source of this 1932-nucleotide messenger RNA. RefSeq names its product carboxylesterase 3 (gene ces3). NCBI's taxonomy places the organism in Eukaryota, Metazoa, Chordata, Actinopteri, Pleuronectiformes, Pleuronectidae. Bases 51 to 1730 code for a protein of 559 amino acids. The record is from RefSeq and is a predicted model, not a curated record. The transcript is spliced from 13 exons.